Molecule: messenger RNA, 498 nt
Organism: Penicillium oxalicum
Lineage: Eukaryota; Fungi; Ascomycota; Eurotiomycetes; Eurotiales; Aspergillaceae
Exons: 5
Coding region: 1-498 (165 amino acids)
Source: RefSeq, a predicted model, not a curated record
AUGAGCUCGACCGGCGCAGAAGUCCCGACCCAGGGACUGACCAUCCUGGCGGUCCUUCUUCUCAUCUUCACGUCCCUCAUCAGCAAUACCGUGAGUAUGGGUGUGGUAAAGAGGCAUGUGUACGAUUUCGAAGACCCAGAGAUCAUACCUCCUGCACUGAAGCUUCUCUAUAUCAGUUUUGUGAUUCUGAUCAUCGCCUGCGUCUUGAGCCAGCAGCUGCACUGUGGAGCCUCAAGCUCAUGGGCCACGGCCAAGUGCUGGCCCGUUGUGGUCUUUGAAACGAUCGCGCUGAUCGCGGGAGCUUACUCCGGAUGUAUGGACGUGAUCUUGGCUUUCCUCCCUUGGAUAGUUCUCUGGAACCUUGAAACGAAGAAGCGCGAGAAAGCCGGUAUUGCACUAGCCAUGAGUAUGGGCUUUAUCGCGGCCAUUGCCUCAUUCAUCAAGAUUUCAAAACUUGUCAAUGUCGCUCAAGUUAACGACUUUACCUUUGAGGAAUAA